AUGUGUCGUCGUUCUUAUCCACGCAGAUAAAAACUACAGAUAUCGGUAAACAUCUGUCAAAAUUUAAUGUUAUCGCUAUGCUCCUCUGCCCAUUUUUGUUUUGAAAUUUAGAGUAAUUCAAGCAAUUCAAAAAUGCGGAGCAUCAUCUUGUUUUUUACCUUUUUGUCAUUUCUUGGAGUGCUGAUCCUUCAAGUGGAAUCUACUUCUCCGAGAAAAUGUCCACCCGCGGACCAGUGCUACCCGUGUGAUAAAGUCAACUGCAGAUGCGGCCAAUUAAAGGAUGAAUGCGAUUGCUGUGAUGUUUGUAUGAAGUGUAAGGACGAACCUUGCAGCGUUUUAGCCGGAGAUGUUUGUGAGGAAGGUUACAGUUGCGGCGAUCCUACAAGAUCUUACCUGGAGCAGAUGCAUAGGCCAGCAACAUGCAUUCCUCUCAAAUCUCAGCAAUCGGUGCAGCAACCCAUUUUGAUGUAGAUAAAUAACUUUUUUAUCGUUUUCAUCAAGAAUAAAGAAUUUUCUUCCAUUUUA
Molecule: messenger RNA, 525 nt
Organism: Argiope bruennichi
Lineage: Eukaryota; Metazoa; Arthropoda; Arachnida; Araneae; Araneidae
Product: venom protein 302-like
Exons: 3
Coding region: 133-471 (112 amino acids)
Cellular component (GO): extracellular region
Source: RefSeq, a predicted model, not a curated record